Messenger RNA from Camellia sinensis, 692 nucleotides. RefSeq names its product large ribosomal subunit protein eL27x. Gene Ontology annotation, biological process: translation. Gene Ontology annotation, cellular component: ribosome. The record is from RefSeq and is a predicted model, not a curated record. NCBI's taxonomy places the organism in Eukaryota, Viridiplantae, Streptophyta, Magnoliopsida, Ericales, Theaceae. Gene Ontology annotation, molecular function: structural constituent of ribosome.
CCCCCAAAUCCUAGGGUUUUAUUCCUCCUACUGCGCCGAGAGAGUCUGAGAGAGAGAGAGAGAGAGAGCUCGGGAAAAUGGUGAAGUUCUUGAAACCAAACAAGGCGGUGAUCGUCCUCCAAGGUCGGCACGCCGGAAGCAAGGCCGUCAUCGCCAAAAACUUCGACGAUGGCACUCGCGAUCGCCCUUACGGCCACUGCCUCGUCGUCGGCAUGGCCAAGUACCCCAAGAAGGUGAUCCGCAAGGACUCCGCCAAGAAGACCGCUAAGAAGUCUCGCGUCAAGGCUUUCAUCAAGCUCGUCAAUUACAAUCACAUAAUGCCUACUCGCUACACUCUCGAUGUCGAUCUCAAGGAUGUGGCCACUCUUGACUCCCUUCAAUCGCGCGACAAGAAGGUCACAGCCUUGAAGGAGGCCAAGGCUCGCUUGGAGGAGCGAUUCAAGACUGGCAAGAACCGGUGGUUCUUCUCCAAGCUCCGCUUCUGAUCAAUCUUGAUAUUGGGUUUCGUUUCUUUUUUUCAAUCUUUAGUAUUAGUAAUGUUCUCAUGUCUUGUUAUGUCUUGUUUGGAUUUUAGUGAUUUCUCAUGAUAAACUGUUGUUGACUUUGAUGUUUUGAAGUUUUGUUAUGAUUUAAAGGUUUUCUUAGAUCUGUUCUUGUUAUGAUGUUGAAAUAGAAGAAAGUGUGGUUUUAUA